AAGCGACGGUCACACUGUACGAGAUACCUGGAAAGUUCGCAAGUUUUUUUCGUUCUGAUAAAUAAUCAAUUGUCAAAAUGGUUAAAGCCGUCUGCGUAAUUAAUGGUGAUGCCAAGGGCACUGUUUUUUUCGAACAGCAGAGCAGUGAGACCCCUGUGACGGUCACCGGCGAGGUUUGCGGUUUGGCCAAAGGCCUGCACGGAUUCCAUGUUCACGAGUUCGGAGACAACACCAACGGUUGCAUGUCGUCCGGGCCGCACUUUAAUCCGUACAGCAAGGAGCACGGUGCACCCACCGACGAGAAUCGCCAUCUGGGCGACCUGGGCAACAUCGAGGCCACCGGCGACUGUCCCACGAAGGUGAACAUCACCGACUCGAAGAUCACGCUCUUCGGCGCCGACAGCAUCAUCGGACGCACCGUGGUGGUCCACGCCGAUGCCGAUGAUCUCGGCAAGGGUGGACACGAGCUGAGCAAGUCCACGGGCAACGCUGGUGCCCGCAUCGGCUGCGGCGUCAUUGGCAUUGCCAAGAUCUAAUCCAAUAAUCUAUUCCGAAGUCGUCGGCCCCUGUGCUGAGCAACUCUAUUUAGCGCUACACACUGGAGAUAUGCAAACUAUACAUUUCUACAUAUACAUAUAUAGCCUGUGGUCUGUUAGGUUUAUACACAACCUCUGAGGUUAAAUAAAUUGGUGUUUUCAAAUUGGCCUAUAACCUAAAA
Molecule: messenger RNA, 718 nt
Organism: Drosophila ficusphila
Lineage: Eukaryota; Metazoa; Arthropoda; Insecta; Diptera; Drosophilidae
Gene: Sod1
Product: superoxide dismutase [Cu-Zn]
Exons: 2
Coding region: 78-536 (152 amino acids)
Biological process (GO): removal of superoxide radicals
Molecular function (GO): copper ion binding; superoxide dismutase activity
Source: RefSeq, a predicted model, not a curated record